AUGACUGUAACCAACGGCCGCAAUGGGAACCCCUCCAUGACCACAACCACCCUCCAUAGGGCUGAAGAAGUAGACGAUCUUAUCAACGCCGUUCGUGGUCUCAUCGUGCCUUACAUUAAGGCCGCUGAUGAUGCUGCCGCAGACCGUGCCACUGGAGAUAUUACACCCGACUCAUUCGGGGUAAAAGACAAUGUCUUGGUAGACUUUCAAAAACCUGAACAGCUUGCCCAGCGCCUCAAAUUCUCUUUGCCGAACCAUGGACAAGGCAAGGAUGGUCUGUUGGAUAUUGUUCAACAAGUACUAAAGAACAGUGUCAAUACUUGGGAUCAGGGCUUUCUUGAUAAGCUUUAUGCAAGCACGAAUGCAGUUGGCGUGGUAUCAGACAUGGUUCUGUCCCUGCAUGUUUUCCAAGUCUCUCCUGCUCUCACCAUUAUUGAGAAGACUACAGCAACGACGCUAGCCCAUUUGUUCGGCUUCACCGGAGCACGAGCGGGUGGUAUCUCCUGCCAGGGUGGAAGCUCUUCGAACCUAACUUCUCUUGUGGUUGCUCGCAACACUUUGUUCCCCGAGUGCAGAACUGAGGGAAACGGCAAGCAUGAUUUUGUGGUUUUCACAAGUGCGCACGGCCACUACUCGGUUGAAAAGAGUGCCAUGAUCUGCGGUAUGGGCUCCAACAGCGUUUGGCCUGUUCCUGUGAACGAGGUCGGAUGCAUGAAACCCGAGGCUCUUAGAGAGUUGGUUCUCAAGGCCAAGUCUGAGGGCAAGACGCCCCUUUAUGUCAACUCUACAGCCGGAACUACUGUCAUGGGCUCAUAUGAGCCUUUCGAGGAGAUCUCCAAGAUUUGCAAGGAGUUUGGUCUAUGGAUGCAUAUCGAUGCUAGCUGGGGUGGCCCGGCUAUCUUCUCCUCAAAGCACAAGUAUAAGCUUAACGGAUCCCAUCUUGCUGAUUCACUGACGGUAAACCCUCACAAGAUGAUGAACGUCCCUGUCACCUGCUCAUUCCUCCUGGGCCCUGACAUGAGCAUUUUCAACAAGGCUAACAGCACCGCUGCUGGCUACUUGUUCCAUACUAACGACGGCGGUGACUUCUGGGAUAUUGCAGAUCUGACACUGCAGUGUGGCCGUCGUGGCGACAGUCUCAAGCUUGCAUUGGCCUGGAUCUACUAUGGUGCGGCCGGUUUUGAGAAGCAAAUCGAUCAAGCAUUCGAGCAGGCUGCCUACCUAGCCAAUCUCAUCAAGCAAAGCGAUAACUUUGUCCUUGUGUCGCAAGAUCCUCCUCCCUGUUUGCAAAUCUGCUUUUACAACGCCCCUGGAGGAAUCCUGCCCGACAACAACGAGGAGAACACCCUCCGAACUAAGACGAUGGUCGAGAAGAUGAUUCUUCGAGGAUACAUGGUUGAUUAUGCACCAGGACCCAAGGGCAGCUUCUUCCGUGUUGUGGUCAACUGUCAGACUUUGACAGGAACUGUCGAGGGUCUUGUCAAGGGUCUCGAGGAAGUUGGACGCGAGUAA
Fusarium venenatum is the source of this 1512-nucleotide messenger RNA. NCBI's taxonomy places the organism in Eukaryota, Fungi, Ascomycota, Sordariomycetes, Hypocreales, Nectriaceae. The record is from RefSeq and is a predicted model, not a curated record.